Micropterus dolomieu (smallmouth bass) is the source of this 2437-nucleotide messenger RNA. Its product is annotated as interferon-induced protein 44-like. The transcript has 8 exons. The record is from RefSeq and is a predicted model, not a curated record. NCBI's taxonomy places the organism in Eukaryota, Metazoa, Chordata, Actinopteri, Centrarchiformes, Centrarchidae. The coding region runs from base 81 to 935 and encodes 284 amino acids.
AGCAGGAGGAGAACCAAUAAAAACAGUUGUCCCUCUCAACAUUACACAAUCACUCUGUCCAGAGCCACAUAAACAAAGCUAUGGGAGGAGCACUUUUUAGUAAGCCAUGGAGGACCAUGCCGCAAAACAAGCAGGAAAAUCUCGAUUUUGUGAAAUCUUACCAACCUCGAAACAAAGAAGUCAAACAUCUCAGAAUUCUGCUUCAUGGACCAGUUGGUGCUGGCAAGUCCAGUUUCAUCAACUCUGUUGAAAGUGUUUUACAAGGCAGAGUUACUGGUCGGGCUUUGACAGAUGCAAUCUCUGGGAACAGCUUUACCAAAAAAUACACAACUUACAAAAUCCACAAAGAUCCAGAGAAUAUUUACUCGUUCAUUUUCAAUGACAUCAUGGGCUUUGAGAAAGACGACACAGAGAAAGCAAAAGAGAAAGACACCAAGGGGGGAGUGGAAGUGGAAGACGUCAAACUGGCCUUGAGCGGACAUGUGACAGAAGGUUACAAGUUCAUUCCUAAACAUAAAUUGAAUCAGGGUGAUCAAGGUUACAACUCAUCUCCCACUCUGGAUGACAGAGUUCACGUUCUGGUUUGUGUCAUUCCUGCCAGCUCAUUAUCUAUAUUAAGUGAUGAAGUUUUGAAGAAGAUGAGAGAAGUCAGACUAGCAGCCAGUGAAAUGGGGAUUCCCCAACUGGCUAUUCUCACCAAAGUUGAUGAAGCCUGUCCAGAGGUAAAAAAAAAUAUAAAUAAUGUCUAUAAGAGCAAGUACCUGAAGGAACAGGUUGACAAAUUCAACAUGCAGCUGGGAAUUCCAGUGAACUGCAUCUUUCUUGUGAAGAACUACGAUCAUGAAAUUGUAACAAAUGAUGACAUUAAUUCGUUCAUACUGAGUGCACUGAGACAGAUGAUUAGCUAUGGAGAAGACUUCCUCAACAGCCUGUAGACCUACAAACUACUGAGGCAAACCUUGCAUGAUUAAGACAUGAAUAAACUGAGAUUCAAACAAUAAUCUUCUUGAUAAUCUUUAGUAACUUUCAGUAUUGUGUAAUUCAUAUAGUAUGUACCAAAGCAUGUGCGGCUUCAUUACAUCCUUAUAUUUUAGUUAGAAAUGUCAAUGUAUCUUGUCAUAAAUGUCAUGUAUGCAAAUAAGGAGGCGUUACCGGUCAUAGAUAAUGUUGCUUUGGUUGCAAUUUUAAUUCAGACAAUAUCCGAUUAUGGCAAGCUAAGUUAGCUCGUGUUACAGCACCUUAGCAUUAAUGUUAAGCUAGCUAACUAACUUAUAUGAGUUAAAAGAUAACAAAGCCCAAUUUGGAUAUGUUUCUGUCUGUAAAUUUUAGUAACUUUCAGUAUUGUGUAAUUCAUAUAGUAUGCACUAAAGCAUGUGCGGCUUCAUUACAUCCUUAUAUUUUAGUUAGAAAUGUCAAUGUAUCUUGUCAUAAAUGUCAUGUAUGCAAAUGAGGAGGCGUUACCGGUCAUAGAUAAUGUUGCUUUGGUUGCAAUUUUAAUUCAGACAAUAUCCGAUUAUGGCAAGCUAAGUUAACACGUGUUACAGCACCUUAGCAUUAAUGUUAAGCUAGCUAACUAACUUAUAUGAGUUAAAAGAUAACAAAGCCCAAUUUGGAUAUGUUUCUGUCUGUAAAUUUUAGUAACUUUCAGUAUUGUGUAAUUCAUAUAGUAUGCACUAAAGCAUGUGCGGCUUCAUUACAUCCUUAUAUUUUAGUUAGAAAUGUCAAUGUAUCUUGUCAUAAAUGUCAUGUAUGCAAAUGAGGAGGCGUUACCGGUCAUAGAUAAUGUUGCUUUGGUUGCAAUUUUAAUUCAGACAAUAUCCGAUUAUGGCAAGCUAAGUUAACACGUGUUACAGCACCUUAGCAUUAAUGUUAAGCUAGCUAACUAACUUAUAUGAGUUAAAAGAUAACAAAGCCCAAUUUGGAUAUGUUUCUGUCUGUAAAUUUUAGUAACUUUCAGUAUUGUGUAAUUCAUAUAGUAUGCACUAAAGCAUGUGCGGCUUCAUUACAUCCUUAUAUUUUAGUUAGAAAUGUCAAUGUAUCUUGUCAUAAAUGUCAUGUAUGCAAAUGAGGAGGCGUUACCGGUCAUAGAUAAUGUUGCUUUGGUUGCAAUUUUAAUUCAGACAAUAUCCGAUUAUGGCAAGCUAAGUUAACACGUGUUACAGCACCUUAGCAUUAAUGUUAAGCUAGCUAACUAACUUAUAUGAGUUAAAAGAUAACAAAGCCCAAUUUGGAUAUGUUUCUGUCUGUAAAUUUUAGUAACUUUUAGUAUUGUGUAAUUCAUAUAGUAUGUACUAAAGCAUGUGCGGCUUCAUUACAUCCUUAUAUUUUAGUUAGAAAUGUCAAUGUAUCUUAUUGUUAUUUUACUUUGAUAAACAAAGUAUGAAUACUCUGUAUCCAACCUGGAUAGACAAAUAAAAUGAAUGUUUGGAAAAUCAAA